This is a messenger RNA of Pyricularia oryzae 70-15, 1709 nucleotides long. RefSeq names its product pentalenene synthase. The transcript is spliced from 4 exons. The record is from RefSeq and is a predicted model, not a curated record. NCBI's taxonomy places the organism in Eukaryota, Fungi, Ascomycota, Sordariomycetes, Magnaporthales, Pyriculariaceae. Bases 266 to 1705 code for a protein of 479 amino acids.
CGCCUGUUUAUUUGGACACCAGUUCCUCUUUUGUAGGGGAGGCGUUUGUCGCUCUCAACCCAAAUCGAUAUUCCCCUCAAAACUCGCUUCGCAUCCUUUAACGAAAGAGCCGAUAAGGUCAGCCUUGGUUUCAGCCGACUGCAAGCACCCUGUCCACCUUGCCCUUUUUCGCGCCCCCCCGUUCGCCCAUCACAUAACUCACCUUGUUUUUAUAAAUCCCACCUUCCCGUCCUCGAGCUCGACCUCGGCUCUAUAAUCCAUCAACAUGAUCUCUAUCGUACCGCAGCACACAAGAACGGGACAGGAUCCUAUAGCUGCCACCGCCGCCAACACUACCACCAUCACCCAGUGCUCCUCUCCCGGGAUAGCCCGUCCCCGCGCCAUCACAUCCUCGUGCUAUCUUGCUUCAACGAUGCCGAGGAAAACCACCGAGGUCACUAUAAGACCUCUUGCGUCGCAGCCCAUGUCUCCGGCCAUGAGCAACCGCCUGCCCACCAAGGUAGAUGCCAACAUCAAGGCCGGCACCACUGACAUAAUCACGCCGCCCUCGUCUCCCAGGAGGUUGAGCAAUGCCGCAGAGACAGAAGGGAAGCAGGCCGCGCCACCAUCCGGCGCUGGCAUGCACCUCAGGCUCCCGGAUAUGUUUGCCUCGCUGAUGAGCAUCCGGCCGCCGAUAAACCCCAACUAUCAAAAGGUCAAGGCCGAGGCCGAGGAGUGGACUACGAGAACCCUCAACCUGACGCCCCUCCAAGCUCUCCGCAACUCCAAGGCAGACUUCACCUUUCUGGUGUCGUGGUGGGCCCCCAGCGCCGACGCCGAGGCGGUCCGCACCAUGGUGGACUGGCAGCACUGGGCCUUCCCCUGGGACGACCAGUUCGACGAGGGCCACCUCAAGCUGGACCUCCCCGGCGCGGCGGCCGAGGUGGUCAACAUGACGGCGCUGCUGGACGACUCGCACCCGGCGCUCUCGCUCGGCCAGCCCGGCACCGACCCCAUCCAGUACGCCUUCCAGCAGAACUGGUACCGGAUACGGAGCCGCGCCGGCCCCGCCCUGCGCCACCGGUACAAGAUGUACCUCAAGCACUACAUGCUCGGCGUCCUGGGCCAGGUCGGCUCCAGGUCCCGGGAUCCCAGGUCGCUGUCCGUCGACGAGUACCUGGCCUUUAGGAGGGGUACCAUUGGCGUCAUGCCGUGUCUGUGCCUCGUCGAGUACGCCGAGGGCAUCGAGCUGCCGCAGUACGUCGUUGACCACCCGUCCGUCAAGGCCUGCCAGCAGGUGGCUGUGGAUCUGGUCCUGCUGGAUAACGAUAUUCUGUCGUACAGGAAGGAUUUGAUCGAAGGCGAGGAGCUCAACCUCAUCAACAUCCUCCGCUUCUCCAAGGGCCUGACCCUGCAGGAGGCCGUCGACGAGAUGGGCCGCAUGAUCACGGAGCGCUACCGGAUCUGGUACCGCGCCCUGGCAGACAUGCCCAGCUGGGGCCACAAGCUCGACGCCGAGGUGCUGCGCUACCUCGACGGCUGCAGGCGUGUUGCGCUGGGCAGCCUUAUCUGGAGCUUCCACACCGGUCGCUACUUCAAAGACGCCGAGGGCGAGCUGGUCCGCGAGGAGCAAAAGCUCUGGAUCCCCGAGGAGCUGCUCGCUGGUAUCGACGGCAGGCCGGCGAGGAUUCCGUCCGAGUCGCUACCCGAGCCGGUCUCGUCGUAGUUUC